AUGGAUCAACUAACAGCUCAUGGCCGUUCUUUGCCGCCUCCCUUUCACGCUAGAGAUCUACAACUCCACCACCACCAGUUCCAGCACCACCAGCACCAACAGAAUCCCGAAGAUGAACGAAGUGGGAAUAGCAAUCCUAACAGUAACCCGAAGCGAGAUCCUGAUGAGAAUUAUGGUGUCUCCACCACCACUACCACCACAAGUUCCAACACCCCCCCAACCGGAGGCAAAGAUCUAGUGCCUAUCUCUGGGGAAGGAGAGGUUACAAGAAGACCUAGAGGAAGACCUGCUGGUUCCAAGAACAGGCCCAAACCCCCAAUCAUAAUCACUCGAGAAAGUGCAAACGCACUCAGAUCUCAUGUCAUGGAAGUUGCCAAUGGUUGUGAUAUUCAAGAAAGUAUAUCCAUUUUCGCCACAAGGCGGCAAAGAGGGGUUUGCAUCUUGAGCGCCAGUGGUACUGUCACUAAUGUUACUAUAAGGCAACCAGCUACACCAGGAGCAGUAGUGACCUUAAAUGGAAGAUUCGAAAUUCUGUCCCUCUCAGGUUCCUUUUUGCCACCUCCAGCUCCUCCUAUUGCAUCAGGAUUAACCAUCUAUUUAGCCGGAGGGCAAGGCCAAGUUGUUGGUGGCAGCGUGGUGGGGCCGCUUCUCGCUUCUGGGCCGGUGGUGAUUAUGGCAGCAACAUUUGGUAAUGCAGCAUAUGAGAGGCUUCCUCUAGAAGAUGAAGAAUUGCCGGUGCCUGGAAGCGGCCCCCUUGGAUCCCCGGGAAUUGUUGGCCAACAACAACAGCAAGAGCAGCAGCAGCCACAACAACUUAUGGUUGAUCCUAAUUCAAAUCUUUUUCAUGGGAUGUCUCCAAAUCUAAUAAAUUCAUGCCAGUUACCAGCUGAGGCCUACUGGGGGACAGGUCCUCCUCCCUUCUAA
Molecule: messenger RNA, 924 nt
Organism: Fraxinus pennsylvanica
Lineage: Eukaryota; Viridiplantae; Streptophyta; Magnoliopsida; Lamiales; Oleaceae
Source: the annotation of a GenBank genome assembly